UGCCAUCAGGAAAAUACAGAGAAGUCCAAAGAACUGUUUUAUUUCACCUCACACCACAGCAACUUCAGAUGAUACGGGAAUCAUGGACACCAAACCCACGCAUAGAAUAUUCUGUCCAAGUUCAGUUAAGGUUCUGUCUAGCAGAAACAAGUUGUGAACAAGAUGACAAAUUUCCUCAAAGUGUUUGUGUUAAAGUAAACAACAAACUGUGUCCAUUACCUGCAUUUUUACCACAAAGUAAAGCUGGUGCUGAGCCAAGACGACCGAGUCGACCAGUCAACAUAACGCACAUGAUACGACCUAACUUAACAGAGCCUAACCGUAUUGAUGUCACAUGGGCGCCAGAAUUUGGCAGGCAAUACUGUGUUGCGGUGUACCUUGUAAAGCAGCUAACUUCAGAUAUAUUGCUGCAAAGGUUACGAAGUAAGGGAUUUAGGAAUGCAGACCAUACUCGAGCAUUAAUUAAAGAGAAAUUGGCACAUGAUGCAGAUAGUGAAAUUGCAACAACUAGCUUACGAGUAUCGCUAUUGUGUCCUUUGGGUAAGAUGCGCAUGCAGAUCCCGUGUCGCGCCAGCACGUGUACGCAUUUACAAUGUUUUGAUGCCGCCCUUUACCUCAUGAUGAAUGAAAAGAAAGCCACAUGGAUCUGUCCAGUAUGCGAUAAGAAAGCACCCUUUAACCUCCUUGUUCUUGAUGGGCUCUUCCAUGAAAUUAUACAGAUGUCUCCCAAUACGAAUGAGAUCCACUUCCUACAGGAUGGUAGAUGGAAGCCGGUCAACAGCAAUGGCAAGGAGGAGGCUGUUUUUGUAGCGUCAGCCAGCAGAGUUGACAACUUUAAAGAUAAUGUGACAUCAGGCUCAUCAAGCAAUAAGUGUACUUCAAAUUCCAGUAAGCCUUUCAGUAAAACUGAGGUUGAGAUUGUUGACCUGACGAUUAGCUCUGAUGAGGAGUCAGAUGAAGAUAUUAAGGAACCAGUACACAUAGAACCCGCAACACUGGACUUCACAAGCAACAAAGGGUGCGUUUCACCUGUUAUUAUAAGCUUAGACAGUCCAAGAUCAUUAUUUAACUCUGGCGAUGAAGGUGAUGGUGGCUCUACCUCCUCAGAAACCCCAACUGCAGGUGACCCACAAACCCCAGUUCCAGAUAAUCCACAAAACGAUCAAAUUAAUACAGACCAUAAUGAAGACACUUUUCAUAAUGUUUCUAAUGUUGUAUCACCUUCCAUCCUUUCAAAAGCAACAAGUAAUUCUGAGAAAGUUAAUUCGUCAACUGUAUGCCCCCCAGUAUUAGGUGAGCCAAACACAGAGAGCAUACAAAAGGAAAAUGACACAUGUACAGAAAGCACACACACAGAAAAUAGCACCUCCUCUCAUGUAGCUGCUGAAAGACGUGCAGAAAGUAUGCCCACUAAAAAUAGCACAUUAUCUGAUAAAGCAUACGUUGAAAGUGUGCUUUCAGUUAAUACUACUAACCCACAGGAGAAAAGCAAAGGUGGAAUACAUAACAGAUUAGUAGAUACAGUAGCAGACAGCUCAGACCCUGGUGACCCUUUACAGCCAAGCGCUAAGCGGCAGCGGACAAACAAUUACGAAGGUUAUUCCAGUAACUACAGAUCAGAUUACCGACAUUAUAUCCCUCGCCCACAACCUUUACAUCAAAACGAGUUUCAACUCUCAUAUCCCCCUACAGUUCAAAGGUAUGGUUGGUAUCCAGGAAACAUAAACAACUAUUACUUUUCAAAUGACCAGUAUCCAUCGUAAGAUGUUCUGUGUCCACUACUGUGUUCAUUGAUUUGAAAUUUAAAGAAUGAAAAUUGUGAGCUCUUUUUAAAAUGAAGAGAAUUUGUUAUUUUCAAACAAAAAGGAUUUUUUGUCCAUUUCAGUGAAACAUUUGGGUAUUACUUUCUCAAACUUGAAAAAAUUAAUGUAAAAUACCUAUGUCAAAGAUGAUAUAGAGUUCAAUUUAAAAUUUCAAUGUCAGUUUUCAGGUUUUUAAAGAGUUACACAAUGUUUAUACAUUGGUGCUUUUAAUUGUGCAUUGUUUUUUUACACAUACAUGAUCCAACAGAUCAGAAUUUGUGUUUAAAAAGCAUAGACUAGAGUUUCAAUCGAUAUAUUUUAUGGUUUGUACUAUUUUGUGGUGGUGAUGAUGAAAAGCGGUUUCCAUGUCCUUUCACUGAAUUGUGUCCAAUCAGGAAGUAUUCUAUAAUUAUAUAUUACUAGUGCAUGAAAAUUUAAUACAUUCUUAAACAUACAUUAUGCAUAUAUUUUGUGCAUGUAUUAGGACAGUGGUGUGUCUAGCAUGGAGGUGAUUGUGGCUGGUGGGGUGCUGGGGGAAACCUGUUGAUAUUUAGCCCUUGGCCCAGAUUACGCUAUUAGAUAAAUUAAACUGAAGGUAGUUAACAUUGAGCGUAAUUUUUGGCUCAGCAAAUUUCUAGUGUGUUGCAUGAGGGUGUAAAUUUUUCCUGCUUCUAACCACUUCCUCCUUAUAUAUGUCGCUUAAAUCAUGACUACAGUUAGAACUAUACCAUUAGAACCCAAGUCCCAACUCCUACAUGUAUUAAAUUGUACCUUAUGUGAAAUAGAUAGGUACACAUGAAUGUAUGUAUGCUUGAUUGAAUGCAAGUCACAAUAAUGUAUUUAAUCAGUCGUGCCCUACUCAUUAGCAUAGUUUAAUGAGGUGAAACAAAAGGUCAGAAAAAUAAGGCCGAGUUUAAGAGAAUUUGGGUGUUUAUAGUAAUUCAGGACAAAGAGAACCAGUCCAAUACUCUUGUAACUUAAGUGUUAUUUUACCAAUACAUGGUUUUCUUUUAAACAUUGUCUGUGAUAAGCUAAAAAUUAUAUUUAAUUUUUAAAUUUUUUAACUUUUUUGUUGCAUAUUUAAGUAAUUUAUUAGUUUUCAUUGGAAAUUAGAAUGAGAAGAAACUUGCCAUGCCAAGUAACAGAUGUGUAAAUAAUGUUAAUAUAUUCUUUUGCAUAGACUCUUAAUUGGCUAAUGAUCAUCAAUUAAUUUUCUUAGUAAAACAUCAAUAAAUCAGUAAAAACUAAAUUUAUUUAUAUCUGUGUUUGAAGUUAAUAACUAAUUUGAUCCUUUUAAAAUCAGCAGUUCAAUUUUUAAUUGAAGGUUUGAAUGGGGUUUUUCUAUCACAUUUAAGAUAGUAUAAUACAUACUCAAAGUAUCUGUGGUGAAAUCACAAAUCACAUUUCACCACAGAUAAAUUGUGAGAGUUUAAAACAAACACUUCACAGGUUAAAUUCAGAAGUAUGCUUUGAAUUGUGCUCAAAAAUACAUGUUUUAGAAAUGUGCUAGGUGUCGAUCACCCUGUUGUAUUUUCUAUGAAAAGUUAUAGGCAGUGUGUGACAAUGGAAAAACGAAAUAGAGAAGUUGGUGUAUAUGUUAAUCAAUGUAGCUUUUAGAAUUUAGAAAGUUGGUCAUUCCAUUUAAAACACUUGUCAAUAUUGUGACGACAGUGUGUAUAUCUCAGGUUUGCAGUCUGGAAAUGUCUUGUCCCAGGGAAAUUUUUUGCCUUUUGUUUUCCUCUUAACUCAAAUUGUGAUUGUUGAAUUUGCAUGACUUUUAUAUGUUGUCUUUACCUUGUAUAUUUAUUCCCAUUAAAAUAAUUUAUCAAGGCAACAAA
Anneissia japonica is the source of this 3640-nucleotide messenger RNA. Its product is annotated as E3 SUMO-protein ligase PIAS2-like. Lineage: Eukaryota; Metazoa; Echinodermata; Crinoidea; Comatulida; Comatulidae. Gene Ontology annotation, molecular function: zinc ion binding; transcription coregulator activity; SUMO ligase activity. Gene Ontology annotation, biological process: protein sumoylation; regulation of transcription by RNA polymerase II. The record is from RefSeq and is a predicted model, not a curated record.